CCGGAAAUUUUGAAAGGAUUUCAAAGCAAAACGAUGGUGACGCUGGUGUCGAUCCAAAUCCACGAAUCCGCAUUGUCACUGUUGUUGUUAUUGCUGCUGCUCGUCAUUCCUUCUUCUUCUUCUGACGUCGAAUCGCAACGGAAUUUCACGGCGGGCAUCUUGUUGCCGUCCGAUGCGGAUGAUGCGUGCGGUGUUUCGCCUCCCUCGCGGCGCUAUUCGUGCCCGGUUAACUGCUUCAGGACGGAUCCGGUUUGCGGGGACGACGGAGUUACGUAUUGGUGCGGGUGUGCAGACGCGCAUUGCUCGGGGGCCAAGGUUGCAAAGAUGGGAUUCUGUAACGUCGGAAAUAACGGCGGGACCGGAUCUUUCUCUGGUCAGGCUUUACUUUUGUUGCAUAUAGUUUGGCUCAUUGUUCUAGGCUUCUCUGUUUUCUUUGGCCUAAUCUGAAUUAUCUCUCUGUAUUUUUUUUAAAAAAAAAUUCUAAACAAUUUCCUAUUUUAAAUCCU
This is a messenger RNA of Hibiscus syriacus, 506 nucleotides long. RefSeq lists its product as uncharacterized. The record is from RefSeq and is a predicted model, not a curated record. The transcript has a single exon. NCBI's taxonomy places the organism in Eukaryota, Viridiplantae, Streptophyta, Magnoliopsida, Malvales, Malvaceae. The coding region runs from base 34 to 447 and encodes 137 amino acids.